Messenger RNA from Anoplopoma fimbria (sablefish), 2932 nucleotides. RefSeq names its product biglycan b (gene bgnb). Bases 257 to 1375 code for a protein of 372 amino acids. The transcript has 8 exons. The record is from RefSeq and is a predicted model, not a curated record. Gene Ontology annotation, molecular function: protein binding. Lineage: Eukaryota; Metazoa; Chordata; Actinopteri; Perciformes; Anoplopomatidae.
UCUCAGUCAUUGGCUCGGUUGGGACUGGAACUAGCACACACGGUGCCCUGACUCGGUUAGCAGUGGCACACAGUGGCUGAGGAGCUGCAGCUGGAUGUCACAGCUGGGAAUACUGCAAUAAUCCCUAAAUGUGAUGAAAAUAUAGGACUUGAAAAAAAUCUUCAGGAGAAUCUGAAACACACAGGGAGAAACUUCAACCUGUUUUGGAAUUUGGAAUUCAUAUCUUAAUUUUAUCCAUAAGGUGUACUAGUCAAAGAUGUUGCCAUAUUGCUCCCUCCUGCUGUUGCUAUGCGUGGCUCGGCUGCUCUCCACCUCCUCGGCCCUGCCCUUCGAGCAGAGAGGCUUCUGGGAUUUUGCCAUGGACAGCAUGGACAGCGGCAGGAUGAUGACGAUGAUGAGGGAUGAGGAAGAAGGCUCGGCCGUAGAGGAGAUUCUCCCCCCUGACAUAUCCAUGUGCCCCUUCGGCUGCCACUGUCAGCUCAGGGUCGUCCAGUGUUCUGACCUCGGUCUGACUGAGGUGCCAAAGAAUAUUCCUUCGGACACCAAGUUCCUGGACCUGCAGAACAACCGUAUCACUGAGCUUAAAGAGAAUGACUUCAAAGGCCUUACUAACUUAUAUGGUCUGUCUCUGAGGAAUAACCUUAUUUCCAAAGUCCACCCCAGAACAUUUGUGCCUCUGAAGCACAUGCAGAAGCUCUAUUUCUCCAAGAAUCUGCUGACCACUGUUCCCAAGAACUUGCCGGCCUCUCUGGUUGAGAUGAGGAUCCACGAGAACCGCAUCAAGAAGGUGGAAGCUGGAGCCUUUGCAGGACUGGCCAACAUGAACUGCAUAGAAAUGGGAGCAAACCCCAUCCACAACAGCGGUUUUGAGCCUGGAGCCUUCAAGGGACUGAAACUGAACUAUCUGCGUAUAUCAGAGUCCAAAUUAACUGGGGUGCCAAAAGAUCUUCCAGAGACUCUCCAUGAGCUUCAUCUGGACCAAAACCAGAUCCAGGCUGUGGAACUGGAGGACCUGAGGCGCUACAAAAACCUGUUCAGGUUGGGCCUUGGAUAUAACCACAUCCGUAACAUAGAGAACGGCAGUCUGUCCUUCCUCCCCAGGCUGAGAGAGCUGCAUCUGGACAACAACCGCCUCACUCGUGUUCCCAGGGGCCUCCCAGAUAUGAAAUACCUUCAGGUGGUGUACCUCCAUUCCAACAACAUUGACCAGGUGGGUGUGAAUGACUUCUGCCCCCGAGGAUUUGGGAUGAAGAGGACUUUCUAUAAUGGCAUCAGCUUGUUUGCUAACCCCGUCAACUACUGGGAGGUGCAGCCUGCAACGUUUCGCUGUGUCAGCAAUCGUCAUGCUAUUCAGUUUGGCAACUACAAAAAGUAAAGACAGGGGGAUACAGAGAGAUAGAGAGAGUGAGAGGAAGGUAAAGGCGGAGAAGCAGAUAAUUUAAAUAAUGAAAAACACUUGAGGGAUUUGGAGGGACAGGAGUUUAUAUUUGAGAUCAUUAUCUUUAUUAUUAUUGUUUUGGGAGAGAGGAUGGGCAAUAAACUGAUGAAAUAGAAAGAGAAGUGAAAAAUACAAUCACAUAACUUGAAGGGAGUGGAAAACAAAGUGCUGGCAGUACUUCACUUAAGGUUUUGAAGGUUUUGCCGUUUGAAAUGGAUAAAACAGAGGAGAAUGUCUGAGAAGAUUUUUUCCCCUGGCCCUAAUCGAUAAAAAUGAGAACUUUUACACAAUAGUGCUUAUUGUGAUAGAUGCCUCUUUUAUAUUAACAACUUGGUUAAGAAGUAAAAUAAAAAUAGAAAAGCAAUGCAUUAUAGUUUUUUUUUUUAUAUACAUAAAAAGGUGCUCUGUAUGACUUUGUGUGUGUGUUGAUUUGGGAGAUAAAUCACGUUGCCCUUGUUAAACUGGUCUGAAGCCAGCUGGCCCUCAACUCUGUGAUUACAUGAUACUGUGUUAAAUCAUCUGUAGUCACAGAUUUGAGGCAAUUAACACCAAUUACAGAAACAAAAACAACUGCACAUGGUGUAGAAACUAUUAUUCAAGUUUACCAAUUCAAAUUCAUUUUUGUACAUAUCACAACAUUUGACUGAUAAAAAGGGCAAUAAGUACAGUUUAAAAUCAGCCUCAUUCGUGCUAACCAUCUUUUCUUAUUGGUCCGAGGUAACGGAACCACCAGCCUGCCUGUGUAAGGAGUCUAUUCUGUGCCUUUACUAAAUGUUAUGCUGUCUGUAUGAUACUUAAAUACAGUGGUAGUGGGGAUUUUGCCCCAUUUAGAGAAAACACACAUCCGCUUUGCUUUGAGACAAUGAAGACAGUGUUUUCACAUAGUGCUACAAACAAUAGUAGUGUUGAUGCAUUUUUUGCACAGUUUUUUUCUGUUAUGCUUUAUCUGCUUCAGGGCUUGGAGGGUUAGCCUGUUUACAAUUAUAGAUCUAUGUGGAACUACUUUAUCCAUUAGUAUUCUGUCCUUACUCUGUUCUGUAAUCUGAUAAACUACUGCUGCAUGUGAAUAAAGACAUUUUUAGCCUGCUGCAUAAAGCCAGAGAACAACUGAUGCCCCUGGGUUGGAUGCUGUGUGAGAAAUAAAGAAGAAAUAUCAAGAGUGGAAAACAUUUGAGUCUAAGCAAAGACAUUCUGAGUCCACACUUAACAUGUACAACACGGUCACAUACGUGACAAUAACUUAUUCUUGGGACAUUCGUGGGAUUCAAUCCUAUGAGAGCGAGAGUUCUGUGAUAUUUUAAUCAAUAUGGCUUGAUGUUAUAAAUUGUCUUCAAUUUGAAACCAUACCCAAAUUUUGAUGAGCAUUUCAUCAGACAUCUUUAAAUGGAAAAUAAAGUCAAAAUAGUAACUUUGUCAUUCAGGGUCAAUAUGACAUCGCAACAUUUAACUUAAGAACACUUAUUUUUCACCGAACUAGAGUCUUUUUUUAACCGA